UACAAUUAAACUGAAGUUAAAGAACAAAGCCUUAACUUUGCAAAUAAUAACAAGAACAGUCGAAAUGCUUAGCUGAUGGCGGCUAGUAGUAGUAGUAAUGAUAGUAGUUCUGCACCCACGGAUUUUUACCUUUCUUCAUCUCUAAGUUCCAACAACGGUAGAGGAAGUGUUUUUGGGGGUGAAAAAUGUCCACUGUGUUUUCAUAGCAAACGAGCCUUUUUUUGUCAAGACUGCAUUCGAAACGGGGAUUUCACGCAUUCCAAAUCAAGAUAUCCAGAAAGAUAUGCAGAAAAGAAGUUGAAGUUGUUUAAAGGAUCUCAAGAAAAAUCUGUUCUACUAGAAAGUUGUAAAGACAGGUUCUCAUCUCAAUCUAGAUUUCGACAUCUGGCAUCUAAAAAGCAGCAAAUACUUCGAAGAAUUGAACUACUGGAGCUCUCGUUAAAGGAAAAUAAAGAAAUUUUACAAGCAGAGAAGUCUAAGUUUCAAACACAUGUGGAGGACAUCCAGAACUUGACCAAUAAAGUUCCAAAAUACAAGGAGAAGCUACAGAAGAUAUGGCGCUACAUUAGCCAUUGUCAAAAUACAACCGAAGCACAACGAGAGCUGUUACAGUCAGUGACUACAAACUUAAAGUCUGUCGUAAGGGAAAACGUUUCUCAGUUAACCACGUGGAUUUUUCCUGUGAAGGAGAUAGACUCCAGACAAAUUAGCCAGGAUAAACUGUUGGACUGUAUGACUGUUGGACUGUAUGAAACUGUUGGACCCGUAGCAGAUCUAGCCGAAGCCCAGCAGACUACUUACGUUAAGGGCAAGUGGAUUUACACAGACGACAAUUGGGACCUCCAGUACCAGAUUGUCAAGUCCUGCUUGAAUGGGAAUGGAGAUUACUCUGCUUACUCUGUCUGGGUUACCCAGCACAAAGAAUCUGUACCAAGUGGAUCAGGAGAGAGUUGUUUAAGAAACCCAGGGUAUAACAUUGCUGCAGCCUUAACACACCUCACACAGUUAGUGUCUGUAUUAGCUUUCUAUCUGAAUCAACAACUGCCACAGAACUUAUGCUACAGCGAGUUUUGCAGUCAUGAGCUCACGGAGGAACAGUUUGCACACAAAGUGGCCAAGUUGAAUGCAAACGUUCUUCAUCUCUGUUUAUCUCAGAACAUUGAUUCAAAGCUUCUGAGUCCUCGGCAGACGAUUCCAAACCUCCUCCUCCUUUUGGACCCUAAUGCAAGUGAUCUUGGGAGGUGUGGUGUGUAUGAAAUUAGCACACAACUUCUAGAUUCGGUGGAGAAAUCCCUUGAAAAGGACCUCCAGCUCACUGAAGAACACACUAUGGGCACAGAGGAUGCGGACUUUGCUGGAGAGUGGGAAACAGUGUCAGAACUUCCUGCAAUUGAAGAGGUGACAUUUCCCACUAGAGGGAGCCAUAGCACUAUGACAGUAGUCCAUUCACAGACUCACCCCAUCCAUCAUCCUGAUGCCACAACUAGUAUUGCAGGUGGACUUAUGUCCUCGGCAGCAGCAUCGGUUGCAUCCCUCUGGCGAGCUGCAACAGGACAGAAAUGAAGAACUGAGCUGAAGCUCUGUUUUUUUUAUGAAGAUGGACUGCUUCUACCAUCUUGGACAGACAAGAUGCUACUGAACAUAAAGAAUGAUAACCAUCUAAUGCAAAGGAAGAAGAAAAACACAGAAAAAAGUACUUCACAUUAACAAGUUGUGAUAGAAUUAUACUGUUAUGAAGCUUCUUCUGUCAAAGAUUAUAAAUCUGUGACGAGCUUGUUAGUUUUUAGUAACAAUUAUUUCAAGAAAAGACUAGAAAAUACAGUGUCUUUCGAGUUUUAUUUAAAUUUAAUAAUUGUUGAUACAAAGAUACUUGGGACUAGAAAUAUCCAAGUAGUUAUGACAACAAUUUGAUAUGCUAAGAAAGCAAAUCAGCUUAAAAAAUGAGUGAUAUUGUCAGUUACAUGAAUGUCAAUUUCUGAUUGGAUGGAAUAAAAAAUUCUUGCUUGUCAUUGGUCACUUGAGAUGCACAGUAUUGUAUUAAAAAUAAAAGUUAGCUACAUCUCUCGGUGAUCAACUUGUGUUAGUUGUUUUAGAACAUGUUCAAAACCUAACUUCUUUUUCAGAAAUUUUGUUAAUUGUAUUUUUGAAACAGACAAGAGAACAUUUUAACAUUAUGAUUGAUAAUUUUCGUUUUUCAUACAGUGUCUUUACAAAAUAAAAUAUAACCUUACUUAUGUUGCUUUAUGUCUUCCCAGUAAGAAUUAGUAAAUUAAUGUAAAAUAAUUAUAGUAUUUACCUUUUACUAAUAUGGUACAUAAAAUCUGCUUGAGAACCAUCAUUAAUAUUAAAUUCUAGUGGAAAUGUUGUAAUAUGAAUUUUAAAUUACCAUAUUUGAUACUUUUAAUAAUCAGUGUUCCACGUGAUACACAUUUCAGUUUGGCAUACUGAUAUUUAAUUCAUGGUCCUCAUAUAGUUUUUUGUUGCUGGCAAAGGGAUUAUUUACAGUCUAAAUAAUUUUUGUGUUUUAUUUUUUAUCUGUGAAACAAGUUCUUGUCCAGGGAAAAACUUUUCCUGGAUUAUUAUAUAUAAAAGAAGUAUUCCAUAGUUGCAUGGAGAACAGUUCUAAUCCAAUGCAUGUUCACCUGUGCUAGUUAGUCUUAAGUCAUCACCUUGGACAGAUAAGUUUUACUUUCAUAAAUCUUGUGUAACCACCUUAUCAAAAACUUAUUUUUGUGUAUAUUUUAAUUUUCUGUGAAAAAUUAAUUUAAGUAAACAUAAAAAAUUGAAAAAUGUGUCAAAGCAGUUUCUUUUUUUAAUGUGCAGAGAGGUCAGGGCUUUAUUGAUAAAGUGCAGAGAGGUCAGGGCUUUAUUGAUAAAGUGCAGAGAGGUCAGGGCUUUAUAGAUAAAGUGCAGAGAGGUCAGGGCUUUAUUGAUAAAGUGCAGAGAGGUCAGGGCUUUAUUGAUAAAGUGCAGAGAGGUCAGGGCUUUAUUGAUAAAGUGCAUAGAGGUCAGGGCUUUAUUGAUAAAGUGCAGAGAGGUCAGGGCUUUAUUGAUAAAGUGCAGAGAGGUCAGGGCUUUAUUGAUAAAGUGCAGCGAGGUCAGGGCUUCAUUGAUAAAGUACAGUCAGAUCAGGGCUUUAUUGAUAAAGUACAGUCAGAUCAGGGCUUUAUUGAUAAAGUACAGUCAGAUCAGGGUUUAUUGACAAAGUACAGACAGAUCAGGGCUUUAUUGACAAAGUACAGACAGAUCAGGGCUUUAUUGACAAAGUACAGACAGAUCAGGGCUUUAUUGAUAAAGUACAGUUUUCUCAUACAACUUUUUAAUCUUCUACAUCCUAUAAAAACAAAUACAACAAAUGUAUUAAAGCUUAUUUCAGUUAUAAUGAUUUCAAGGACAUAUUCUCAACUUAUGACAUCAGAAUGGUGAAGUAACCAAUUUUUCUGUUUUAUUUCAAAACAUGUACUCAGUUUUAAUUUUUGCAUCCAAAAACUGUUCACUUGAACAGAAAAAUAAAACUAGCUGAGCUUUGUGGUUUAAUAUACCCCUUCUAGAGAACAUGUGUGCUUUAUGAUGUUAUUUCAAUAGUAAAUUGAUGUUCUUUCUCGUUUAAUUUGAAGCUGAGAGAUUGGACGUUUUCUAAUAACAGAGGAUUUGACAUAUCUUUUAAUAUUUGUUAACGUAUUGUCUAACCAACCUAGAUUGCUUGUCAAUGAUUUUAAAUUCAGCUAUUGCUUGUUAACAAAGGCUUCCUGAGUGAAAAAAAAGAGUUGUGUAGUCUCAGCUAAAGUAAGAACCAGCAGUUUAUACUGUCUUGUUCAUACUUUUAAUGAAUCUAGUUAAGUUUUUUUUACUUUUCUUUAUUCUUACCAUGUUAAAUAACAUUUGAAAUCAAAUAUAAGCAAUUGAAGGAAACAUGAGUUAUAUAUCCUUCAUGAAUGUGCAUCGUUUUUACUUCAUUUCACAUGCACCUAGGGUUAAGUUACUGAUUUUUCAAUGUCAGUGUGUUAGCUUUCUUUUAUUAGUAUGAAAUGAUUUGGAACAGUGAAUAAAACUGAAAACAUUUAAAAAAAUGUUGGAUCAGACUACAAUUUUGAUAUGAAAUAUAAUAAAUUUGGUAUCACUGUUAUAUUGUAAUGUUAAAAUAUAAAAGCUGUUUUGGCUAAAUAUCUGGCUUAUAGUUAUUAAACUGUUUUCGUUUUUUUACCUUUUUUUCUAGAUCAGCGUUACUGUACUUUUGUAAACUGUUACUCCAGUGAGAAGUUUGAUAAAUUGCAGUAUUUUAUGACUUAAACUGUACUAAUGUAGUAAAUAAGAUUGAAAGGCAUAUAGUAAUAUGCACUAAGCAAAAGUAUUGUUGACUGUGCUGGAAAAGAUUUUUUGUUAUUGACUGGAUUGUUUCAUUUGUGAUUUUGAAAAAUUCUUGAUGAAUGUUUUUGUAUAUACAUAAUAACAUUUGUAAAUCUAUGUGAUGUGCAAAAAAAAUGUUUAUCUCAAAGCCCACAAGUUCUAAAUUUCUGAAGAAUUUAAAUAGUAUUUCACACAUAAAAUUAGAUCUUUUAAGAGUUGAGAGUAUAUUCCACUCUAUGAAAAAUUAUACUUUCCGAAUAAUUUUAUAGCAUGUUAGCCUUUUAACACAAAUCUAUUAAGAGAAAACAAAAAGAAAUGUGUAAAUGUAAAUAUGUUAUUUGAGACAAUCUUUCCUGUUCUGUUAACAAAUCUACUACAAAAGAUUUUAAAAAUUGGAGAACUAUGGAGAAAUUCUUGUGUUCUCUUACAACAGACCUUACUGUAGUGCCCUCUAUCCUUGAUAUUGCACACUACAGUCAACUGCUUCUCAUCAGUUUUGGCUUAGUGGUUAGUGUGCUGUACUGGAUCACAGUUGCUGCAUGAUUGUGCUCCAACUUUGGGGCCAUUUUAAGAGUGAUUUAGAGUUGGCAAUGAAUGUUGUUGACUAAUUCUCCUCCCUUUAGUCUGUAAGUUCAAAAUUAGGCCAAUUGCAGGUAGGAACUUUGAGCAAAUAUUUGAAACAAACCAACUUAUCAGUACUUAUAGUAUUUUGGCACUUGUGUAUAAAGUUAAAAUCAUAAAUAAUAUUCAACGUUAAACUAG
Molecule: messenger RNA, 5109 nt
Organism: Limulus polyphemus (Atlantic horseshoe crab)
Lineage: Eukaryota; Metazoa; Arthropoda; Merostomata; Xiphosura; Limulidae
Product: beclin 1-associated autophagy-related key regulator-like
Exons: 10
Coding region: 76-1563 (495 amino acids)
Biological process (GO): autophagosome assembly; mitophagy; cellular response to starvation
Cellular component (GO): extrinsic component of phagophore assembly site membrane; extrinsic component of omegasome membrane; autophagosome
Source: RefSeq, a predicted model, not a curated record